CUCAAUUAAUCAAUCAGUCAUCAAAAUGGCGUUGAUCAUGCCGUUCGUGUCCGUUGCUAUAUCUAUACUGUACACGCCGUUAUUACUUUUAAUAUUGUGCAUAAUAUUCCUUGCUUCAAUUGGAAAAUCUUUGGGCGUCCGGAGACUAUACGUGAACAUACUGCUGAAACUUUUCGAGAUUUAUGAGCGCAGUCUCCUUAAUUGUUAUGGCAGACAACACAUUGAGGUCGCGAAGAUCAAGAUCCAGCGUUCAGACAGUUCUGAUGAGGAGGAACUGCCUCCAAUACCUGACGAUACUCCACCUUCAGCCAUUGUCAAGGAGAAUGGGGCUAAUGGUACAAAGAUGACAGUGAUAGAACGGCACGAGAUCCUCGGGCCGUCUCCGGAGCUCAACUACAAGAGGAGCACCAGCCAGGAGCGAGUGCAGAACGGACAUAAGACUCCACAGGGGAAUGGUGAAAAUAAUAUGGAGUUCCACCUAUCAAAUUGCCUGGACCUUGUGAAGGCGGGCAUGGAGUCUAUCAUAGAAGACCAGGUGACAUCAGUCUUCGAGGCUGAAGAGUUGAGGAGCUGGAACCUCCUCACUAGGACUAAUAGACAAUACGAAUUCUUAACAUGGAGAUUAACAAUAAUAUGGGCAAUGGGUUUCGUAGUCCGAUACAUGUUUCUAUUACCGCUCAGGAUAAUGAUAUUUGUUAUUGGGGUGCUAGUAAUGGUGCUAUCAACAUGGAUAGUAAGCAUGAUACCAUUCGUGCGCCUACGCAACAAACUCGGCCGUAUUUCAUACAAAACAAGCAUCAGAGUACUGAUUCGAGGCCUUUCGGUCCACGCGAGGUUCCACAACCAGCAGUUUAAGCCUAAAGCCAAUGGCUUCUGCGUAGCUAACCAUACCAGUCCCAUAGAUGUCGGCGUCCUCAGCAUUAAGACCUGUUUUUCUUUGAUCGGUCAAAGACACAAUGGUUUUCUAGGAAUCCUACAGAGGGCGCUAGCUAGGGCUUCGCCCCAUAUAUGGUUUGAGAGAUCAGAAGUUAAAGACAGGCAUGCGGUCGCUAGGAGAUUAAAAGAGCACAUAUCGGUGGCCGACAACCCGCCGAUCCUUAUCUUCCCUGAAGGCACUUGUAUUAAUAAUACUUCAGUGAUGCAGUUCAAAAAAGGCAGUUUUGAAGUCGGUGGCACUAUCUACCCUGUGGCUAUCAAAUACGACCCCCGGUUCGGCGACGCUUUCUGGAACAGCUCUCGCUACGGCAUGCUGCACUACCUCCUCAACAUGAUGACGUCGUGGGCCAUCGUCUGCGACGUGUGGUACCUGCCCGCCAUGACUCGCGCCGCCGACGAGAGUGCCGUGGACUUCGCUAAUAGGGUCAAAGCUGUUAUUGCGAGGAGAGGAGGCCUUGUGGACCUUAUGUGGGACGGACAAUUAAAACGAAUGAAACCCAAAAAGGAAUGGCGUGAGUUACAACAGGAGGAAAUCAGUAAAAGACUAAAAGGCGAAUAGUUUCUAUAAAUAAAUUCAGUGAUUUUGGACUCUAUUACCGCCCCGGGCGGAGUUGCGCGACGAGCGUAGUGUUGGGUGCAUACCGAAUUUGAUAUUGUGAACUUCGAUAUUUCAACGGCAAAAGGUUUUAUUUCAAAUAAAAAAACUUUAAAAUUAUUCACUGGAUACUGAUAGUGUCAGUUAGUUAUCUGUUAGAUAAUGGUAUCUGCCAGAUAAAGCUGCUUAUAAUUUCAAAUAAAUAAAAAGAAGGUGAAAAUUAACGUUAAGCCCGGUUUCACUGGAUGCCGAUGGUGUCAGUUAGUUAUCUGAUAGAUAAUGGUAUUUGCCAGAUAAGGCUGCUUAUAAUUUCUGCCAGAUAUUGCAAACCGUAAGCAUAUGAAAUGAAAAGUUAUAGUUUAUCUGUCAGAUAAGUUUCAGAUAGGCUCUCAGAGACCUUAUCAGUAACCGGUGAAACUGGAAAAGCACUGUUAUUUAAAAAUGAAUGUUUAACACAUGUUUAAAAAUAUGUUGUAUAGACUAUUUUAAACGUGUCAAAAUUCUGUUGAACUUUUUGUAAUAUUUGGUAAUUGAAAAUUGAAAAAAAGGUGGAAAUUAACCCCGAUACAAAAAAAUCAAGGAAAUGUGAUAGAAUUGUGAACUUUUUCUAAGCUGGUUAUUUAUUACAAUUUAUGAAAUGAAA
This is a messenger RNA of Helicoverpa zea (corn earworm), 2174 nucleotides long. RefSeq names its product glycerol-3-phosphate acyltransferase 4 (gene Gpat4). The record is from RefSeq and is a predicted model, not a curated record. Gene Ontology annotation, biological process: triglyceride biosynthetic process. Lineage: Eukaryota; Metazoa; Arthropoda; Insecta; Lepidoptera; Noctuidae. Gene Ontology annotation, molecular function: glycerol-3-phosphate O-acyltransferase activity. The transcript has 11 exons. Bases 26 to 1495 code for a protein of 489 amino acids. Gene Ontology annotation, cellular component: endoplasmic reticulum.